UCUUCAAAAAGUCCUGUCAACCACAGGCUAUGCUUACAAGAAUCAAACAGGUACUUUCUCUAUUCAAACAUUCUUCGCUAUGUCCCUGUAGGAAAUGUGGCGUUGAAUGGAGUGGCCACUCAGUCAUCACUGUAUGAAAAUCGCGAUGCUUCCGAUGCCAUCGAUGGGAAAAGAAACACACACUAUGAAUCCUGCACCCACACUCUGAAAGACAGAAACCCGUGGUGGAGAGUGGACCUGCUGAAUGUGUACAGAAUAACAGAUGUCACCCUCACCAACAGAGGAGACUGCUGUCCUGAGAGGCUUGAUGGUGCUGAGAUCCGCAUCGGUAACUCAUUGGAGAACAGCGGCAUCAACAACCCCAGAUGUGCCGUCAUCUCCCACAUCCCAGCAGGAGAGUCCCACACCUUCCAGUGCAAUGAGAUGGAGGGUCGCUACGUUGUUGUGGUCAUCCCUGGCAGGUCGGAAUGGCUCACUCUGUGUGAGUUGGAAGUUCAUGGUAUUCCUGCAGUUUCCCAUGUGUAUCAAACAUGGUCCACCACCCAAAGGAAAUCCAGCCAACUUGACACAACUAUGGGAAACAUUGGCAUCAACAUGGAUCAGCAUUCCUGUGGAUCGCUUUCGGCAACCUUGUAGAGUCCAUUGCCAGAGGAAUUGAAGUUGUCCUGAAGGCAGAAGGGAGUGGGGAGGGGGAAGCAUUCUAAAUCCAUUAGUCACUGGUGAGCAUUCCGGUGCAGAGAGAGACAGCUUACAGACCAGCUACAACAACCUGACUAAAGAGAGAGACCAGCUACAGACCAGUAAUAACAACCUGACUAACGAGAGAGACCAGCUACAGACCAGCUACAACAACCUGACUAAAGAGAGAGACCAGCUACAGACCAGUAAUAACAACCUGACUAAAGAGAGAGACAAGCUACAGACCAGUUAUAACAACCUGACUAAAGAGAGAGACCAGCUACAGACCAGUUAUAACAACCUGACUAAAGAGAGAGACAGCUUACAGACCAGUUAUAACAACCUGAUGAAGGAGAGAGACCAGCUACAGACCAGUAAUAACAACCUGACUAAAGAGAGACCAGCUACAGACCAGUUAUAACAACCUGACUAAAGAGAGAGACCAGCUACAGAUGAGUUAUAUUAACCUGAUUAAAGUGAGAGACUAGCUACAGAUAUGUAAUAAUAACCUAACUAAAGAGAAAGACCAGCUACAGACCAGUUAUAACAACCUAACUAAAGAGAGAGACCAGCUACAGACCAGUUGUAACAACCUGAUUAAAGUGAGAGACCAGCUACAGACCAGUUAUAACAACCUGAUUAAAGAGAGAGACCAGCUACAGACCAGUUAUAACAACCUGAUUAAAUAGAGAGACCAGCAUCAGAGGGAGACAGAAAAGCUGAAGAUCAAAGGAAACAUUUCAAUUUACUGAACAAUUGGAAAUUACUGUCUGUAUUACAUAAUACAAUAACAACUAUAUUACUUUGAGACAGUUAGAUCACUUGUUUCAUCCACUAGACUUAGAUUACUACAUUUUUACUCAAAAUGGCUAAUAUUUGGGGAGAGAAAUAUGAUGGUGAAUGCUGGAAGACGUUUAGCAGUUUGUUAGUGUUGAAGAAUUGAUGCCGGUGUAGUAGAGGGAGGGACUGUUUUAUAAAUAGUUGAUAGUAGUCUUCAAUGGGAGACUAGGUAGUAGUAGUAAGCAGCCCAGAAGUACUAGUAGCAGUACAUUGCAGAAGUAAUAGUGAAUGUUUUAGAUAGGUAGGCCAUGGGUUAGCUAUAGUAAGCAUGG
Oncorhynchus nerka (sockeye salmon) is the source of this 1790-nucleotide messenger RNA. RefSeq names its product fucolectin-like. The record is from RefSeq and is a predicted model, not a curated record. The transcript has 3 exons. NCBI's taxonomy places the organism in Eukaryota, Metazoa, Chordata, Actinopteri, Salmoniformes, Salmonidae. The annotation marks the transcript as partial.